Gadus morhua (Atlantic cod) is the source of this 709-nucleotide messenger RNA. RefSeq names its product histone H4. Gene Ontology annotation, cellular component: nucleosome. The transcript has a single exon. The record is from RefSeq and is a predicted model, not a curated record. Gene Ontology annotation, molecular function: protein heterodimerization activity; structural constituent of chromatin; DNA binding. The coding region runs from base 163 to 474 and encodes 103 amino acids. Lineage: Eukaryota; Metazoa; Chordata; Actinopteri; Gadiformes; Gadidae.
UCAAACAAAUAGAAAUUUGAAGUAGCCUAUAGGAUUCUUAGAAGCAUGUGAGGACCUGAAGGAGACUAAAGGCGGAAUCUCCAGUACAGGCCCCUCCCUGGUCCUCAACAAACCUUUAUUAACGACAGUGCGCACCAUCAUCUUCACAUCAAUCAAUUCAGCAUGUCUGGACGCGGUAAGGGAGGCAAGGGACUCGGAAAAGGAGGCGCCAAGCGUCACCGUAAAGUUCUCCGUGAUAACAUCCAGGGAAUCACCAAGCCCGCCAUCCGCCGUCUGGCUCGUCGUGGCGGUGUGAAGCGCAUCUCCGGACUCAUCUACGAGGAGACCCGCGGUGUCCUCAAGGUGUUCCUUGAGAACGUUAUCCGUGAUGCCGUCACCUACACCGAGCACGCCAAGAGAAAGACCGUCACUGCCAUGGAUGUUGUCUAUGCCCUGAAGAGGCAGGGACGUACUCUCUACGGUUUCGGCGGUUAAACCAGUCUCUCACCCACUGACCCCAAAGGCUCUUUUAAGAGCCACACAAAUGCACCGAAAAGCUUCCUACUAUACGGAUGAACUAGCCCUCUGUAACGAGUUACAAUUAAAUUUAUUGUUGGCUAUUUUGUUAAAGGCACCCAGUGCAACUUUAUGUAAACAUUCAAUGAAAAAUAAUCAUUCAAUUUCUAGUCUUUUUUUACACGUAAGUUUCAAUAACUCCAUACCAUUACAU